AUAAUAAUAAGCAUAAUACAAAAAUGAAAUUCCGUUUCUGCGGCGAAGGGGAUUGUCCCGAUUGGGUAUUGGCCGAAAUCAUAUCAACACUCUCCAACUUGAGUAUAGAGAAUCUGGAAAAGCUAAGCGAUCUAGUGGCUCAGAGAAUAUGUGGCGGAGCUUUUGAGGAAGCGGCCAUCAAAUCGUUGACAUCCACACUCACUAAUGAGGGGAAAACGGCCGUGGCCUGCAUCAACUUUAUGCUGAUCAAUGCAUCCCGCUACAACUGCACGGAGAGCAUAUUUGGAGAGGAGAUCCAACAGCUAGGCCUUCCCAAAGACCAUGCUGCGGCCAUGUGCCGUGUGCUGCAGAAACAUUCCGGUUCCAUACGUCAGAAACUGUUAGAUAAGGCAUUUAAAAUUAACGAGCUGCAAAGCGUACGUAAUGUAACCUCGCCUGGCGAAACGCCAGCAAAUUGUGCCACCCUGGAACUGAAAAUCUCGCAAGAACUGGUCGAUGGCCUGCCCAAGGAUACCACGCAUAUUGUUAACUUCGAACGCUCGCAUCUGAAGGCUCUGCUGGCGGAGCUGAAAGUGGCCCGCGAUAUUAUGGACAAAUACGAAAAUUAAAAAAACUAGAAAGCAAAUGCGAUGAAAGAAAA
Drosophila persimilis is the source of this 640-nucleotide messenger RNA. Its product is annotated as COMM domain-containing protein 4. Bases 24 to 608 code for a protein of 194 amino acids. The record is from RefSeq and is a predicted model, not a curated record. Lineage: Eukaryota; Metazoa; Arthropoda; Insecta; Diptera; Drosophilidae. The transcript is spliced from 4 exons.